AUGCGUACUUCCACUAUCCUCGCUUCACUCGCCGUAGGGGCUUCUGCUGGCACAGUCUCUGUUCCUUUUGUGAAGAACGGGUUUCAUCAUGGCGCCUCCAUCGAGAAACGCGAUACUCUAGACCUCGAGGCACUGAAUAACAUCACUGGAGGUGGAUAUUAUGCCGAGUUUUCGAUUGGAACGCCGCCCCAGAACAUUAGCUUCCUUCUUGAUACUGGAAGCAGCGAUACCUGGGUCAACUCCAAAAAUACCGAUCUCUGCCAUAGCAAGGAGGCGCAACAAACAAAUGGAUACUGCAUGACUACUUUCAACCCUGACAAGAGUCGUACAUUCAAGGUUGUUGACCGGGAUGGUUUUGAUAUCAGAUACCUAGACACUCGGCGAAUUGAGGGUGAUUACUUCAAUGAUACCGUCACCAUAGGCGGUAAAGCUGUCAAGCAGCAGCUGGGUCUUGCAGUCAAGUCUGUUCGCCCAACUGGUAUUAUGGGCCUAGGCUUCUCUGCCAACGUUGCUGCCAACAAGUCAUACCCUGCCAUUGUCGAUAACAUGGUAUCUCAGGGUCUCAUUGACACAGCUGCUUACAGUCUCUGGCUAAACGACCUCAGUUCCGAUCAAGGAACCGUCCUCUUCGGUGGCAUCGACACCCAAAGGUUUUAUGGCGAGCUUGCCACUCUUCCCCUGCUGCCCGAAUCUACCAAGUCUCUCAACGUCACCUCCUUCAGCGUCGCCUUGAAGGGUUUGGAGGUCAAGACACCAAAGAAACCAGACGGUAUCAAGAUGGACUCUCUCAAGAAGAACACAGUCGCGAUUCUUGACUCUGGCUCCACCGUUUGUCUCAUGCCGGACGCUCAGGUCAAGGAAAUCUACAAGGCCUUCGAUGUCCUCAGCGUGCAAGACGUCAACAUCCCUUUUGUAGACUGCGGUUACGCAAAAGACAAGGGCAAAGGCAUCAACUUCGACUUCCAGUUCGAAAACAAGACAAUCUCUGUCCCCAUGAGCGAAAUGAUCGUCAAUGCAUUCCCUGAUAACCAGGAUAUUUUCAAGGAUCCCCGUCUCGACUAUUACUUCAAGGACUGGGAUGGUGUCUGCAUGUUUGGCAUUUCACCUUCCAGCACCUACGGAGUACAAACCUCCACUUUCACGAUUCUUGGCGACACGUUCCUACGCUCAGCUUAUGUCGUUUAUGAUUUGGCAAACAAGCAAGUGGGAAUCGCUGAGGCCGCCCAUGGUAAGGAAUCAAAGAUCGUUGACCUCGACGCCAAUUCCAAACUAUCAGCUGUUUCCGGACUUCCAGAGCCCGAGAACGCUGCCGGUCACAUUUCUCCCGUUUCCUUGGUGAGCCUCAUCGUAGCUGCGGGUAUUGCUUUGGCUGCUCUGUAA
Fusarium coffeatum is the source of this 1380-nucleotide messenger RNA. RefSeq lists its product as uncharacterized. Gene Ontology annotation, molecular function: aspartic-type endopeptidase activity. NCBI's taxonomy places the organism in Eukaryota, Fungi, Ascomycota, Sordariomycetes, Hypocreales, Nectriaceae. Bases 1 to 1380 code for a protein of 459 amino acids. The record is from RefSeq and is a predicted model, not a curated record. Gene Ontology annotation, biological process: proteolysis. The transcript is spliced from 4 exons.